Syzygium oleosum is the source of this 536-nucleotide messenger RNA. RefSeq lists its product as uncharacterized. The record is from RefSeq and is a predicted model, not a curated record. Bases 9 to 251 code for a protein of 80 amino acids. NCBI's taxonomy places the organism in Eukaryota, Viridiplantae, Streptophyta, Magnoliopsida, Myrtales, Myrtaceae. The transcript has 2 exons.
UUGGAAAAAUGUCGGUCAAGUACAUAAUAACUGCUGUGCUCGGAUCAUUUGCAAUUGCAUUUGCAGCUGACCACUUUAUUGCCGACAAGAAGAUAUUUGGAGGAACCACACCGUCGACCAUUGCUAGCACAGAAUGGUGGGAAGAGACGGACAAGAAGUUUCAGGCAUGGCCUAGGACGGCAGGCCCGCCAGUCGUUAUGAAUCCUAUCAGCCGUCAAAACUUCAUCGUCAAAUCUCGCUCUGAAUCUUGAAUCAUAACUGUCUUGGAUCUCUGCCUUUUGUAUCUAAUGCUUUGUCGACUAGUGUAGUAAAUAGUAACUGGCUUUCGGUGAUAGGCAUGUCUUGGCUUGAAUAUUAUGUUUGUAUGAAGUCUUCCUAAAAUUUGGUCUACCCGUCUAGCAACUCACUAUACGGUGCGGAGGACUUGUAUUGGUUCAGUUGUAGCACAUGCUGUUGGUGUCAGAUGCUCGAUAUCUUUCUGUAACAACAUGGCCGUCAAUGUGAAUAAUGCUAUCACUCAGUUUUUCUGCGGAAAA